AUGGGUCACCAGCAGCUGUACCAGAGCCACCUGCAAAAAUUCAGCCAGGGUUCUCGCUCUCAUGGCAUCUGUUCAGACCUGCACAGUCUGAUCCAGAAAUAUGGCCACAAUAUGUGCCUCCAGUGUUUCCAUUGGUAUGCAAAGGAUAUAGAUUUCAUUAAGUUGGACUAAGUGAUCUUCCUUGAAUGGAUUAUCCAAGGCAUCCACCCAAUAAAAAACCAUGAUUGCUCUUUGUACAUAAAAUAAAUAUUUAAAAACUACAACAACAAAAAAGAUAUGUUUCAUAAAGGACUGUUAUCCAAGCUAUACAAAGAACCCUGAAAACUCAACAAUCAGAAAAUGAACAACUGGAUUUUAAAAGUGGGCAAAAAAACCUGAACAAACAUCUCACCUAGGAAGAAAUACA
This is a messenger RNA of Chlorocebus sabaeus (green monkey), 406 nucleotides long. RefSeq names its product small ribosomal subunit protein uS14-like. NCBI's taxonomy places the organism in Eukaryota, Metazoa, Chordata, Mammalia, Primates, Cercopithecidae. The record is from RefSeq and is a predicted model, not a curated record. Gene Ontology annotation, molecular function: structural constituent of ribosome; zinc ion binding. Gene Ontology annotation, biological process: cytoplasmic translation. Gene Ontology annotation, cellular component: cytosolic small ribosomal subunit.